AUAAUACCCUUCUCCCUCCAAUUACUUCUCAUCACCCUAUACGCCCUCAAUUCCCUCUUAUCUGAUCUCCCUCCACCGCCAUGGCGCUCUCCAAGCUCGUGAUGGCUUCCCUUCUCCUCUCCCUCCUCCUCGUCCUUCAGCUCGCCCACGCUGAUUACUCCCCGAAAUCACUCGAUUGUGGGAGUGCUUGCAAAGCUAGGUGCCAGCUAUCGAGCAGGCCAAACCUAUGCCACAGGGCUUGUGGGACAUGUUGCCGGCGAUGCAGCUGCGUUCCGCCGGGAACCGCCGGCAACUACGACAAGUGCCAGUGCUAUGCCACCUUGACCACCCACGGCGGCCGCCGCAAGUGCCCGUAAGUCGAAAACGGAACUAGUAUGAACGUACGAGGAUGAUGAUGAAUGUUUGUUCUCCAUUUGGUAAAUAAUAAAACGGGUGUGGUCAAAGCAAUAAAGAAAAUGUUUGUAGUAGUUGCUGAUAUAUAUCUACGUCAGCAGGGGCUUUAUUUUUUUUUGUUUUUUUUUUGUGAAAUUAUAUGUGUAACUGUGUCUUGUUGCAAUGGAUGUUGGAGGAUUAAUGAAAAUAUACGCAUCACUGUGUCAUGUAUUACUACUUCGUCAAUCCUAAACAGUGGCGGAACCAGGAUUCUCGUACAUGUGUGUCGGCCGACAAAAUGA
This is a messenger RNA of Linum tenue, 674 nucleotides long. The record is from the annotation of a GenBank genome assembly. Lineage: Eukaryota; Viridiplantae; Streptophyta; Magnoliopsida; Malpighiales; Linaceae.